CCUUCUCUCCGACACACGCCCCCCCUCCCUGUCUGUCCCCCACUCCGGCCUCCACCACCUUUUCUACCCUCAAGCUCAGCUCACUCCACUCCCCACAACACAACGCAACGCAACGCAACGCGCUCCGAGAACUCACUCCAGACCCAAGUCCAAGGGCGGCAAUGGCGGCGGCGGAGGGGGCGGGGGAGCCGGAGCUGGUGUCGAUCCCGGCGACGCCGCGGGGGCUGUCGACGCCGGAGGGGCAGAGCACGCCGCCGGUCCGGAGGGGGGCGGCGGCGGCUCUGGCGAGCGGGGCCGGGACGCCGGUGCGGAGGGUGGUGGAAGGGCUGCGCGGGUACCUGGAGGAGGUGGGGCACCUGACGCGGCUGAACCCGCAGGACGCCUGGCUGCCCAUCACCGAGAGCCGCAGCGGCAACGCCCGCUACGCCGCCUUCCACUCCCUCAACGCCGGGCUCGGCUUCCAGGCGCUCCUCCUCCCGCUCGCUUUCCCCUGCCUCGGAUGGAGCUGGGGAAUAAUAUCAUUGACUGUUGCUUAUUUCUGGCAACUAUACACACUCUGGAUUCUAGUCAAGCUUCAUGAAGCUGUUCCAGGCAGGAGGUACAACAGAUAUGUGGAGCUUGCACAGGCUGCAUUUGGAGAAAAACUGGGAGUGUGGCUAGCUCUUUUCCCAACUAUUUAUCUUUCGGCAGGCACUGCAACUGCAUUGAUCCUUGUUGGAGGAGAGACUAUGAAGCUCUUUUACCAAAUAGUGUGUGGCCCCCUCUGUUCACCGAGUCCUAUUUCGACGGUCGAGUGGUACUUGGUGUUCACAUCCUUAUCAAUCAUUCUUUCCCAGCUACCAAAUCUCAACUCGAUCGCUGGGAUUUCACUUAUUGGUGGUGCCACCGCGAUAAUGUACUGUACCAUGUCCUGGGUUCUCUCUGUCAGCCAACAACGUCCACCAGCAAUCUCUUACGAGCCAGUGAAAUACACUUCAUUUGGUUCAUCCUUAUUCGCCACCUUGAAUGCUCUUGGGAUAAUAGCCUUUGCAUUCAGGGGGCACAAUCUUGCAUUAGAAAUUCAGGCGACAAUGCCGUCGACUUUCAAACAUCCUGCACAUGUGUCUAUGUGGCGUGGGGCCAAAGUCGCAUAUCUUCUGAUUGCAAUGUGCAUCUUCCCUGUCGCCAUUGGAGGCUACUGGGCCUACGGAAACAUGGUGCCACCAGGAGGGAUGCUGACGGCCAUCUACGUCUUCCACAGCCAUGACAUCCCGCGUGCCCUCCUCGCGGCGACGUUCCUCCUCGUCGUGUUCAACUGUCUGAGUAGCUUCCAGAUAUACUCCAUGCCUGUGUUCGACAGCUUCGAGGCCUUCUACACAGGUCGCACCAACCGGCCAUGCUCAGUCUGGGUCCGGUCAGGGUUCAGGGUCUUCUACGGGUUCAUCUCGCUGUUCAUCGGUGUCGCGCUGCCGUUCCUCUCCAGCCUCGCUGGCCUGCUGGGCGGCCUGACGCUGCCAGUGACCUUUGCCUACCCGUGCUUCAUGUGGAUCUGCAUCAAGAAGCCUGAGAGGUUCAGCUUCAGCUGGUACCUGAACUGGGGCCUUGCGCUGCUCGGCACCGCCUUCAGCGUGGCCUCCUCUGUGGGUGGUGUCUGGAGCAUCAUUAACACUGGGAUGAAGCUCAAGUUCUUCAAGCCCAACUAGACGAGCUACUACUUUCCAAUUGCUAAUUAAUCCUAUUCGGGUGUGUUUAUGGACUUCAUGAUACAUAGAUGUGCUUCUCAAUUAUGUUGCAUGCCUUGGCAACAAAAAUGGCAUUAAGGGGUGUUGAUCUUAUGUCAGUAAAGUGUGUCCUUGUAAAAUGUAAGUAUCCACUGUUGGAUAAGAAAAAGAUUAGCCGAGAAAAGUUCAAUGUAAUGGGAACAAUGUAUGUCAUUACUGUGUUUAUGUCUACCCAAUGCCUAUGGUAA
Messenger RNA from Brachypodium distachyon (stiff brome), 1948 nucleotides. RefSeq names its product lysine histidine transporter-like 8. The record is from RefSeq and is a predicted model, not a curated record. Bases 162 to 1682 code for a protein of 506 amino acids. NCBI's taxonomy places the organism in Eukaryota, Viridiplantae, Streptophyta, Magnoliopsida, Poales, Poaceae. The transcript has 5 exons. Gene Ontology annotation, cellular component: plasma membrane.